This is a messenger RNA of Melospiza melodia melodia, 1193 nucleotides long. RefSeq names its product gastrula zinc finger protein XlCGF49.1-like. Bases 390 to 1052 code for a protein of 220 amino acids. Gene Ontology annotation, molecular function: DNA-binding transcription factor activity, RNA polymerase II-specific; RNA polymerase II cis-regulatory region sequence-specific DNA binding. The record is from RefSeq and is a predicted model, not a curated record. Lineage: Eukaryota; Metazoa; Chordata; Aves; Passeriformes; Passerellidae. The transcript has 2 exons. Gene Ontology annotation, biological process: regulation of transcription by RNA polymerase II.
GGAGGAGCAGGAAGAGGAGCAGAAGGAGAAGCACAAGUUUCCAUCCUGCUGGUGACUGGGUGGGGGAGCUCACCCCAAAUGUAUCAGGGAGUCCUCCAGAGGGGUUCUUCUGGGGGAAGUGUUUGGAGUUGGCAGAUUCCAGAAUCAAGACUCAAAUAUCUUAGUGGUCCCUGAGAGGGUUUGGUUUUUUGUGGGUAUGUAUGGAUCUUGCAGGACCCCAAAGCUGAUCCUCCUUUUGGGAAUAUUAAGGGUCCCUCAUGGCAAUCACCAGGUUCUGGUAGGGGGAGGACAUCAGUCUUGGGGACCCUCCCAGAAGAGCAGUGGAGUGGAACCUCAAGACCCCAGGAGUGGGAGAAGACCAGGAUUUGUCAUUCCCAAGCUGUGGACAGAUGGAGAAGGAAAAGCCCCAGAGAUCCCUCACGAGGAGCGGCUGCAAACCCAGCCCAGGGAGCUGUGAGGAGGAAAGAGCCCCCCUGACCCAGGAAGGCAGCCAGAGAUCCAGUCAGAGCUCAGAGCUGGUGGAGAAGCCUCAGGCUGGAGAGAGGCCACACAAGUGCUUGGAAUGUGGGAAGGGUUUCAGGUACAGCUCCCAUCUGAGGCAGCACCAGGUGAUCCACAGUGGGGAAAAGCCCUACAAGUGUGGGGAAUGUGGAAAGGGCUUCAGCAAGAGCUGCAACCUCAUCAGCCACAGCAAGAUCCACACUGGGGAACGGCCCCACACCUGCCAGGAAUGUGGGAAGAGAUUCGUGCGGAGCUCCGGCCUGAAGGAACACCAGAUGCUGCACUCUGGGGAGAGGCCCUUCGAGUGUCCUCAGUGUGGGAAGAAGUUUCUGAGGCCAUCCCGCCUCCUCCUGCAUCAGCGCAUUCACAGGGAGGAGAGGCCCUUGUGCUGCCCCGACUGUGGGAAGGGCUUCAAGCGCAGCUCCACCCUCCUGAACCGGUGCCUCCGCACUGGGGAGAGGCCCUGGGAGUGCCCCAAGUGUGGGAAGAGCUUGGUGCGCUGCUCCAGCUCCCCUCCCCAUGGAGCAUCCACGUUGGAUGAUCCCCAGUGACCCCAUUUGGGCAGAGCCCUGGUGAUCCAGGAUCCUGAUGAUCCCCUGUUGGGUCGGGGGAAGGUGUUGGAGAGAUUUCUUUCCCUUCUCCUUGUGCUGCUCUGAUUUGGUUGGUAAUAAAUUCCCUCCGUGUGCCCUCGC